AUGUCAGACAGCCUUGUAUUAAUUACCGGAGCUUCUGGCUACAUUGGAACUCACUUAAUCGGAGAUAUCCUCAAAGCCGGCCACCGUGUGCGUGCUGCUGUAAGAACUGAGGAGAAAGGCCAGGCAAUCAAGGAGCUGUAUCAUUCUUCUUUGGGCAGAAUUGAGUUUACCGUUGUGCCUGAUAUGUCACAGCCAACCGCGUACCAGAACGCUUUGAAAGGUGUCAGCUAUGUGUUUCACUUGGCCGGAGCAAUGGUUGACAAGGGCUCUGAUCUCGAAAGCGAUUUUGUUAAUCCAGCGGUCAACGGAACCUUGUCAAUCUUGGAAUCUGCAAAGAAAGAAGGCAGCAUCCAGAAAGUUGUCAUUGUUUCGUCCUUUGUGGCUCUAAUGCCCCUCGACGCUGUGAUGCACAAGUCGUUUCAUAUCAAGGCUAAUACGAAUGAAACGUUCCCUGUCGAUCUAAAAAUGGCUUUCCCGGAUGGAUUACCAGGCCAGUUUCUCAAAUACCAAACAGGCAAGAUUGUUGGUCACCAGGCAUAUCGCGAAUGGAUCAGCAAAGAAAAGUCCAGCUUCAAGAUUGUGAGCGUUCAUCCAUCCCAAGUCUUCGGGCCUAGCCUGGUCCAGAAGUCCGGAAGCGACCUCAGUGGAGUGAACUUCCUCAUGUGGAUGACUUUACAAUCUGAUGGACCUCCUAUGACGCCGUACAUGAUGGUGGAUAUUCGCGAUGUUUCACGCGCGCUGGCACGGCUCAUCGAUGCUGAUGUUCCUUCCGGAACCGAAUUGCCAAUCACUGGCCCCCUCUAUACAUGGAAAAAGUUCGCAAACUUUGUCAAAUCAAGCUAUCCUGCUUUGGAUAUGAAAUUUGCGCCCCAAGAGGAGCCUACAAUGAUUAUGGAUAUGACCGUAACUGAUAAAUUGCUUGGAGUGAAUUGGACACCUAUGGAAGACACUAUCCGUGCCUUUGUUGAGCAGCAAAUUGCGUUGUCGAAAUAG
Trichoderma asperellum CBS 433.97 is the source of this 993-nucleotide messenger RNA. RefSeq lists its product as uncharacterized. Gene Ontology annotation, molecular function: oxidoreductase activity, acting on the CH-OH group of donors, NAD or NADP as acceptor. Lineage: Eukaryota; Fungi; Ascomycota; Sordariomycetes; Hypocreales; Hypocreaceae. The record is from RefSeq and is a predicted model, not a curated record.